CGGGCGUGAGAGCGCCUCUGACUCUCCGGGCCCCGCAACGGCAGCGCCCGCACCGUGGGCGGCACGGGGUGCAAUGUCUGAACAAGACCGUAUACAGGAAUGCCUGAGGAAAGAAAUAAGGUCACUUCUCAUUUCCACCAAAGAUGGUUUGACCCCACAGCAGUUGGAAAAGGAGUACCUUUUGAUGGUUGGCAGCCAUUUACCACUCCGACUUCUUGGGUAUCGGUCCACAAUGGAGCUGGUGCUGGACAUGCCUGAUGUUGUCACUGUCUCCCCCUGUGGGGAUGGUACUGUAAUACUGAAAGCCAUUCCAGAUGAAUCCACCAAAGGAAUAGCAAGUUUAGUUGCAAAACAGAGGAGCAACCCCAAGGUUCGAAAUUUCAUGCCAAGGGGAAGGGCCAGUAUUUGCUCUGGGCCGAGCCCCCAUCGGCGAGUACCUUACCGGGGAAGGGUGCCCCCGAUUCUUCCAGCUGUUGUGAAGAGUGAGUUGAAAGACCUCUUGGCGUUAUCUCCUGUUCUCCUUUCUGACUUUGAAAAGGCAUUUGUCAGGCGAUUUGGACGUUCAUUUCAGUAUUCGCAGUAUGGAUUCCUCUCUAUGUUCGAAGUACUUAAUGCUGCUUCGGAUGUCAUUUCUGUAGAGCAGACCAGAGCAGGGUCUUUGUUGAUGCUAAGGAAGAGCAUAUCAGAGGAAAAGCAGAGAGCAUGGCCCGCAGGAGAUAAAAUGUUUACCCAGCCUUAUAGAAUGAAACAAGGGUCCUACCCCACAGUCUCGCCAGUCCGAAAGGUUCGCUUUUCUCAACCCACUUCAAACUUGGAACCACCGAAGCAAAUACUGAAUGCAGAAAAAACUUUUAAGUCAGAUGUGGUAGAGACUUCAAGGCUGAAUCACACUGAAAAAUUAAACCAGUUGGAGAACACAUUCAAAUCAGUUAUUGCACAAAUUGGACCAGGAGGGACUAUCGAUCCAAAACUAAAACAAAAGAUAAAGUUUGUUGUAUCCAAAUUUCCAGAGGGCUUAUUUAUCUCUAAACUGCUUGGAGAGUUUGAGCUAAUCUUUAAAGAGCAACUUUCACCAAAACAAUUGGGCUUCUUAAAUGUGACAGAACUGGUUGGAGCUCUUAGUGACAUUCUGCAUGUUGAGUUUAGGGAAGGAGAACAAGACUUACUGGUGUUUGAUGUCGAUACACAGCCACCACCACCUGAUGGACCCACUUCAUCGGUCAAAAAUUCAUGUUUAGUUCAACCAGAUAAGAAAAUAGAAGUCAAAACUUGUGUCUCCAGUCCCCCUAGAAAUUCACUGUCUACUGCUGCUUUCAAGGAGACUGCCUGGGAUUGUCUUCCUGAGACCCCUAAAGCGCAAGGACAAGAGAUUUACAAAAAGCCUAAUCUCGUGGAAAAACCUUUACCGCUGCAAGUAGAAGUUAACAGGUCACAGCUCAGCCUGGCAAUUGAAAACCAUGAUAUCCCACCAGAUGCUGUAUGCGACAAGAAACUGUGCAGACUGCCGCCGUUAGAUACCAGUACUCUGGUGGGGGUCUUUGUGGAGUAUGUCAUCUCUCCCAGUCAGUUCUACAUCCGAACCUACAGCAGGGAUUCAUCAGAACUACUUGAAGACAUGAUGAUUGAGAUGAGGCGCUGCUAUUCCAGUCAGCUGGUUUCUGAUCGAUAUGCCAUGCCAGAGUAUUUUAUCCAACCAGGGCAUCUCUGUUGUGUCAAGAUUUCUGAGGAUAAAUGGUGGUAUCGGGUCAUUAUCCAUCAAGUCCUCGGGAAACAGGAAGUUGAAGUAUUCUAUCCAGACUUUGGAAAUAUUGGUACUGUUCAGAAGUCCUCCCUAAGGUUUCUCAAGUGCUGCUACACAAAGCUCCCAGCUCAGGCCAUCCCCUGUUCCUUGGCUUGGGUGAGACCAGUACAGGAACACUGGACAUCCAGAGCUAUUUUGCAGUUCCAGAAGUUGUGUGGUUUGAAGCCAUUAGUGGGGGUAGUGGAUGAAUAUGUAGAUGGAAUCCUUAACAUUUUUCUAUGUGAUACAUCCUCAAAUGAAGACAUCUACUUCCAUCAUGUCUUGAGAACAGAGGGCCAUGCUAUUGUAUGCCGAGAAAAUGUCCCUUCUAAGGGUUUCAGAGAACUCAAUCCUCUAGCUUUAUAUACCAAGUUCAGUGCAGGACCAGAAGAUGUGGUCCUGACAGACCUGGGUUAUCCUUCCCAGCAGCACUAUUUUAAUGAAGACCGAGAGAUAAGUCCACAAUCAAAGGAGAAUGAAUUAUAUACCCUGAAUAUUAAUGAUGAAAAGGAUUUCCGUCACCUUACAUCUGAGAUAAAGGAGUCAUUAAAGGAUUCUGAAUUCAGUUCUUUGAAAACCCAAGAUAAGAGCUGUGAAGAAGAUCCACAGUGGUCCAUCCCAGACCUAAAGGAUCUGAAAGAAGAAAAUGAGGAUGAGAUCCCCACUGGAAUGCCAUGCCUAGAAUCAGUGACGGUUGGUGACGACGUUUGGGAUGAGCACUGGCUGCCUUUACAGGCUAAAAUGGGAAAGGGGGGCGAUGCCGCCGCCUCCUUAUUUACCUCAAGCCUUGCUGGAAAGAAGCCAUAUCCGUCAUGUCAAGAAAUACCACAGAAGGAUUGGAGCUUUUCUAAACCCAGAGAUACAUGGGAUGAUUCAUGGCAGCCUUCAGGCCUUGUGAAUGGAAUGAAAGUAGAAGUUCAAAAGCAAGGUGAACUGAGUGCUCAGGAAAAAAAUGCUGGCACAACUGGAAUUCAAAAGCAACCAGUCUCAGAGAGCUCUUUGGACUCUUCCCCAUUGCCCGAAUUGGAAGAGUUCUACAGCUCACUUACCCAGUCACAGCGGUCAGCAGACGGGAGCCGGUCUGAGCCCAGCAGCGCUCAGACGCAGGCGGAGCAGACCGAGCUGCCCCCCGCAGCGCUCGGUACCACCUCUGUGGGGAUGGGUUCCCCAGAGAAGCACUCUGGUUCAGUGGCGAGCUCUCCAGAGAGCCUAAAGAAUGAGUUUUCUAGUAGCCACGCCGUUACAGUGUUCAAAGACAAGAGGCCUGGAGCCAUGGACCAGCUGUCUUUGAUUUUGUCUUCCGAGCGCCAGAUCUCCCAGAAGCUCUACGUUCCCCGGAGCACAGCCACCGCUGCCUUAGGAGCAGCCGCGCGGCUGGCCACCUCCCGGAGCCUCCUGCAUUGGUACCCCAGUGUGAAAAGGACGGAGGCGUGAGGGAGCACGUGUGGGAGAGCCCAGUAAGCAGUGCUUCAGGGCGCGGCGACUUCCCAAGGCCAAAAUAAGGCAGAUUGAGACAAAACAGCAUUUUGAUAGUUGAUACCUGUGUCUUUCUGUGUGACUGUAUGUUACUUUUAUUAUGCUAACCGUCCACUUUGUUGUGGAAGUAUUGAUAUUUAAUGUUUUAUUUUUUAAGUGUUUCUUGUUCUGUAUAGUUUUAAUCACCUCAGUUUAAUGUAGUUUAAAGAAUUUUUGUUUCAUG
Molecule: messenger RNA, 3479 nt
Organism: Suricata suricatta (meerkat)
Lineage: Eukaryota; Metazoa; Chordata; Mammalia; Carnivora; Herpestidae
Gene: TDRD5
Product: tudor domain containing 5
Exons: 18
Coding region: 74-3214 (1046 amino acids)
Biological process (GO): germ cell development; spermatogenesis
Source: RefSeq, a predicted model, not a curated record